GAACUAGACAAUAUUGCUUAUUACACGAAAGCAUGACAACUAGAUCAUCUUUGCUUCAAAUUGCUGCGCAUUCGUUACUGCUGGCUUACUUAUUAGGAGGUGUUAGUGGAUACAUUUCAAGUGCUGGAGUUGGAGGUAGCAAAACCAAGUGCACAGACGCAGAGAGACAAGCACUCCUCCAUUUUAAGGACAAUCUUGAGGACAAAAAUGAUAUUCUUUCUUCCUGGAGUAACGAUGAAUACAAAAACAAUUGCUGCCUUUGGGAUGGAAUUCGUUGCGACAACAAAACUGGUCAUGUGGUCAUGCUUGAUCUUUCACAUAUGGAUCUUUCUGCGAGAGGUAAGUAUACGAGCCCUCCAUUAAUUGAGUUGCGUUAUUUGAAUUAUUUGAACCUCAACAGCAACAACUUGACUAUGAACCAUAUCUCAAGUUUGAUUGGGAACGAUGUUAUGGUUUCCCUUCAGCACCUUGAUCUUUCAGGAAGUGGAAUAGAAGGCCCCAUUCCUGAAACUUUAGGGAACAACAUGACUUCCCUUUCUCAUCUUGAUCUUAGUCAAAAUAAUUUACAAGGUUCCAUUCCAAAAUCUUUGGGAAACAUGAGUCACCUUGAACACCUUGAUCUUCGAGAUAAUCAUUUGGAAGGUUCGAUUCCUGAAGUUUUUGGCAACAUGGCUACCCUUGCAUACCUUGAUCUUGGCCAGAAUAAUUUUAGUGGUUCCAUUCCAUUGACUUUUGAGAACAUGACUAGUACCCUCACACAUCUUGCCCUUGAUUACAAUGACUUAGAAGGUUUCAUUCCAAACAGUUUUGGCCAAAAACUGACUUCCAUUGCAUACCUUGAUCUAAGCAAAAAUAAGUUACAGGGUUCCAUUACACAUUAUUUUGGCAACAAUAUGAUUAGCCUUAAAUUCCUUGCCCUUGACAAUAAUGAGUUAGGAGGUCCAAUUCCAGAAUCUUUUGGGAAUUUUUCUGCUCUUGAACGCCUUUAUCUUAGCUUCAAUAUCUUAAACGGAUCUGUUCCUAUAACAUUUGGGAACAUGACAGCCCUUGUCUACCUUGGGCUUCGGUUUAAUAAGUUAAGCUCCAUUCCUGAAACUAUUGGAGACAUGAUUUCCCUUGAAAACUUGGAUAUUGGGGGUAAUAAAGUUUCAGGUGAAAUUCCAAAUUCCAUUUGGAACAUAUGCUCUUUACAAUCAUUGUCCGCGUAUUCAAACAAUCUUAGUGGACAACUUCCUGAGCUCACUCAAUCUUCAUCCAUGUGCACAAAUCACUCUUUAAGGAUUUUGCUUUUAUCUUACAAUAGAAUCAAGGGGCUAUUUCCUAAUCUUUCAUUGUUCUCCGAUUUGGAAUCAUUGGAUCUUUCCUCAAAUCAAUUAAGUGGAAGUGUACAUCCAAGUAUUGGUCAAUUGUCACAACUGAAAUUUCUAGAUAUUUCAAAUAACUCUUUACAAGGUGUACUUUCUGAAGCUCAUUUUUUGAAACUCUCCAAUGUAAAUUUCUUGGAUUUAACUUCAAACAAAUUGAUUUUCAAUGUAAGCUCUGCUUGGGUUGCUCCUUUCAAAUUGGAUACCAUAUAUCUUACUUCUUGCAAGUUGGGCCCUAAAUUCCCAAAUUGGCUUCGAACUCAAGACACUUAUUUUAUGCUUGACAUUUCCAAAACCGGAAUUUCAGAUUCAGUUCCCAACUGGUUUUGGAACCUUUCUACUGGAUUUCAAACUAUGAAUGUUUCCAACAACCAAAUCAGAGGAAAAAUUGCUGAUUCGAUAAUCAACUGGAACAGUUACCCAGAAAUAGAUUUGAGUUCCAAUCAACUAGAAGGUGGUGUACCAAUGUUUUUAUUCAAAGCCACUUCACUGCACCUUUCUAGAAAUAAGUUCUCAAGUAUAAAUUCGAUGUGCGGUGUCACUGUUGAUUCACGUUUGAGCUUUUUAGAUGUAUCACACAAUCAAUUAUCCGGGGAGCUUUCUAAUUGUUGGUCUCAUUUCAAAAAUUUGGUAGUUCUCAAUUUGGCAAACAAUUUUGAACUAUCAGGGAAAGUUCCUACCUCCAUUGGAUCUUUAACUCAUAUGCAGACAUUGCGUUUAACCAACAAUAAGUUUAUAGGAGAGAUACCUUUGUCAUUGAAGAAGUGCACAGAGCUGGUAGUUAUGGAUAUGGGAGACAAUAAGCUAUCAGGUCCAAUACCAAGUUGGAUAGGGAAAAGUUUACAAAAUCUUGUUAUACUUAUCCUAAGAUCCAAUGAUUUCAAUGGGAGUAUUCCAUCAACUCUUUGCCAUGUGCCAUAUCUUCAACUGUUGGAUUUGUCUGCAAACAACAUCUCAGGAAAGAUUCCAAAAUGUCUCAAGAAUUUUAGUGCCAUGAGAUCUAGCAAUGCUACAGACAAUUCUACAACCAUUGAGCAUUUUUAUGACAGCUAUAAUACUUCAACAACAUCCGGAACGAGUCACUAUGCAGACCAGAUACAAGUAAUGUGGAAAGGGAUUCUCUCAGAUUAUGGAAAUACUUUGAGACUAGUAAAGAGCAUAGAUCUGUCAGGCAAUAUGCUGAAUGGGGAAAUUCCAGCAGAAAUCACCGAGCUUGUUGGCCUGAUUUCUUUCAACUUAUCAAGAAACAAUUUAAGUGCACAAAUCCCUCAACACAUUGGUUACUUGAAAUCCUUAGAUUCUCUUGAUUUGUCAUAUAACCAUUUUUCAGGGCAAAUUCCUCCAACCCUCGCUCUGAUUGAUCGCCUUAGUGUGCUGGACUUGUCCAACAACAACUUGUCAGGAAAAAUUCCAACAGGCACUCAACUCCAAAGCUUUAAUGCGGAUGCAUACAUGGGGAACAUUGGACUCUGUGGAGCCCCACUCCCUAAAAGAUGUCCUGGAGAAGAAGAACCAAUUGCCCCUUCUGAAUCUACUGCUGAAGGAGAUUACAAAGAUGGGUUUAUAAGUAGUGGAUUUUAUGUGAGUCUGGGGGUUGGUUAUGUGGUUGGUUUCUGGGAACUUUGUGGAAUGUUGGUCUUCAACAAGUCAUGGAGGUAUGUGUAUUUCAAAUUCUUAAAUGAUUUUACAGAUUGGUUUUAUGUUAUGGCAGCUCUGCAUAAGCCAAAAUUCUUGAGGACACACGCAAUAAGCUACCAAUAGGUAAUAUAUAUAUAUAUAUAUAUAUGCACUCGCAAUUAUCAUGGAAAAUGAAUCUACCAUGCAUGUGUGCAACCUCACUGCCGCGUUUUCAUUUUUGGAAUUAUAUUAUCUUAAAAUAGUUUGAGAUUAUCAAAUGAUGCACUGUUUAUUAUUUAUUGUUAGCAUAGACUAUAUAUUUGCAGUUAUAUAUAUAUAUAUAUAUAUAUACCAGUACUCAAUUGGUUUUCCCAUAAGUUGAUGGUUUCAUUGUAAUUUCAGGUCUACAAAAGCUUGUUGGAUAUGGAAGUUUUUCUGCACAUUCUAUGUUAUACAUUUAUGCUCUGUAUAUAUGAGAGUAUACAAUGUCAAUGUAAGUUUCUAGUGCCAAUUAUUUUUCUUUUUUUUUCUUUAUAUAUAUGUAAUGCUGGAUGUCAUGAGUUUUUUUAAUUG
Molecule: messenger RNA, 3554 nt
Organism: Ziziphus jujuba (common jujube)
Lineage: Eukaryota; Viridiplantae; Streptophyta; Magnoliopsida; Rosales; Rhamnaceae
Product: receptor-like protein EIX2
Exons: 1
Coding region: 33-3125 (1030 amino acids)
Cellular component (GO): plasma membrane
Molecular function (GO): protein binding
Source: RefSeq, a predicted model, not a curated record